Molecule: messenger RNA, 2127 nt
Organism: Symbiodinium natans
Lineage: Eukaryota; Dinophyceae; Suessiales; Symbiodiniaceae
Source: the annotation of a GenBank genome assembly
AUGAAGUUUCGCGGCAAGGCAAAAGCAGCAGAGCCGGCCCAGCAGACGAAAGAGGUCAUGGAGUUGAGAUUGCGCGUGGAGGAGCACGGCCAGGCAUUGGAUAAGCUACAGGACGGUGAAUUGGAAAAGCUGCGGAAGGACUUACAAGACCAAGCAAGACUCAUCAAAAAAUUGGACGACGCGACGGGCAGCAGUGACGCGCGCUGUUCAACAUCGUCGGAGCGUGUUCAAGAGGCAAGAGCGGUUGCUGAAGAACGGAAGUGGCGAUUGCGGAUGGAGACCUUCGAAGCCAGCUUGGCGAGGAAUGCAGAACACAUCGAGGCAUGCAACCAAAGGACAUUGGAGCUUGCGGAGCGCACAGCAGCCAACGAAGCAGACUUUCAGCGAGGCUUCUGCUCCAGCCAGUCUGCCGAGCGUCUGUGCUCUGAAGCCACAAAAGACAUCAGCCUGAUGCGGACAUCUUCUGACAAGCAGGCCGAGGACUUGAAGCAGCUUGACAAGCAACUGCGGUGUUUGGCUGCGGAAUUUGCGACCAUGAAGGACGCAGGGAAUGUCACCGUCAAGCGUAUGAACAGCCAGGAAGAUCUCCUAAGUGCUCUGCAAGUCACAUCCAGUGAGCUUUCUUCGAUGCAGAGGGCGCACAAGGAAGAGAUGCUAUCCUUCGGAACAAGUUUGCAAGAAGUCCUUGCCGGCGUGGCUGUUUGCAAGACGGAAGCACUGGCAGUGCAAAGCAGGAUGGAUGCAGUGGCACAACAGUCGGAGGAUACCUGCAAACAAAUGUCCAAGUCGAACCAGCACAUUUCCAAGAACGACAUCAAAAUACAGACCGCAAUCGAGGAGCUUCGAGGUCAACACGAUCUUCUUCAGAGCAUGCAACGCAGCCUCAAGAUACAGGAGGAUGGUCUUAGCCAGGUCCAAGACCAGUGCAGUCGCCUCGAGUCGCAAUUUUCAUCUCGGGACAGUGCUGUUGGAAAGAGAAUGGAUAAGAUUGAGCGAGACGUGACAACCACUGAGACGGAAUUGUCAACAAUGCAAGGGUGCCUGGAAGGUCACAACGCCCACCUGGCCACCUUGGACGAGCAGCGCCUGUCGCUGGCUGCCAAAGGAGCGCUGCAGGAGGAGCAGCUUCGGAAAUUGUGGGCAGCGGUGGAAGGUUUGGAGAGCCAGGCACACUCCGAGCACAAGGAGCUACUUCACCUGUCGAAGGGUGUCAAGGAGCAGGGCCAAUGCCUGGAAGAUAUUCAGUCAGAAGCGCGAGCACAAUCAAAGGCAACCAUGGAGUUGGACAACAAGCUCGAGACGAUUCAGCAUGAAAGCACGAAGUUGUUGGACGAGAAUCGCCAGCAACUCAAGUCGGCCUUGUCGGAUCUAGAAACCGAGGUCAGAGCUGUGUCCGGCGCCCAACGCGAAGCUUCUGAGCUGCUGAGAAAGACCAGUGCGGAGACAGAGGCCAUGAAGACGGAGUCUCGAGAACUGGCGAAGGCACAAGCCGCCAUCACGGACCGACAGGAGCUGCAGGAUGCGCAGAACUCAAGGUAUGAUGAGAUACUGGAGAACUUGCUGCAGCAGAAUACAAGCCUUCUGGACCAAGCCUUCGUGUGGGAUGCUGACAUCAAGUGCACAUUGCAACGGAUAGGCGUGCUUGAGGCCAAAGCGGAAACUUUGGACUCUGAGCAGGAGAGCAUGAGGCAGACUGUUUCCAGAUGCAUCACUCAGAUACAGGAAGAAAUUGAGUCCACGCAGAGCCGUCAGAACAGUACCUACGAGGUUGCCAGUCGACUGCAGCAUGAGAUGUCGACACAAGUCUCCAGAGUCGAGAUGCAGCAGAUGCAUGCCGAGCUACAGGAUUGGGUGACAGCAACUCGCCAGGCGAUGGACCGCUGGCUGUCAACAUCCUUGGAUAAGUUUCAGAAGGAGCAAGGAUUGGUCCUGCAGCACCAUCAAAGCUGGAUGCACCGUGUGAAGCGCUGGGUCGAAAAGAUUCAUGUGCGUGAGCAGGGCCUGAGCCACGUUAUUCUCCACAUCCUGCAGGAGGGCUCACCAGACAUGGUGAAGCUGCUGGAGGAGGCCUUGAAAGUGCCACGAAAGCCGAGCAUGAGCCCCAACAGCGACUGGGAGCCGAGCUGA